AAGGAGCAGCGAACUGAUUUGCCAUUGCUGAUACUUGAGUGGAAAAAAACCCAGUACUACAUGCGUGUGUAAAGCAGCUGAAUGAAUGUGUGUGUCUGUGUGUUCCCCUGCAGUGGAUACAGAGGGAAGGAAGUUGAAGGGAGGCAUCCAGAGGAGCACGGAGACGGGUCUGGCUGUGGAGAUGCCGAGCCGGACCGUCCGACAGGCCAGCCACGAGUCCAUAGAGGACAGCAUGAACAGCUACGGCUCCGAGGGAAACCUGAACUACAGUGGCAUGUGUUUGGCGUCGGAUGCACAGUUCAGCGACUUCCUGGAUGGGAUGGGACCGGCUCAGUUUGUUGGUCGACAGACGCUGGCAACAACAUCCAUGGGUGACAUAGAGAUCGGUCUGCUGGAGAGGAACGGAGGUCUGGAGGUGGAGGUCAUCCAGGCCAGAGGACUCACCAUGAAACCAGGUUCAAAGGGACCUCCAGCGGCCUACAUCAAGGUUUACCUCCUGGAGAACGGGAAUUGUGUGGCCAAGAAGAAGACCAAGUCAGUGCGGAAGUCUCUGGACCCUCUCUACAACCAGGCCCUGGUCUUCUCCGAGAGCCCACAGGGGAAAGUGGUGCAGGUGAUCGUUUGGGGCAACUAUGGACGUAUGGACCGCAAAUGCUUCAUGGGCGUUGCUCGAAUCCUAUUGGAGGAGCUGGACCUCAGCACGAUGGUGAUUGGCUGGUACAAGCUCUUCCCUACGUCCUCCAUGGUGGACCCAACGAUGGCGCCCCUCAUUCGCCACUCCUCCCAGAUGUCCCUAGAGAGCACCAUUGGGCCCUGCUGUGAGCGAUCCUAAGACUAAAGGAAAUGAUCAAGCUUUGUUGUUGCGGCUCUGUUGCGACCGAAUCCUAAGACACUUUUUCAAAUAGCAUGUAGCCCUGCACCUGGGUCAGCCAGGUGGUACUGCCGCUGGAGCUGAUAGGUGUAAAGUAUCUUAUUAAGAGCACUUUCACAGGUCCAACCACACAUGGGAUGGACCCAUCCCCUGAUAUGGAACUGACUACUAACUAACACUCAUUGGUAGUGUAAUUCUCUUGAUAUGGUAUCAGGGUUUCCUGGGACUCACAGGAAGCACAUCUCUCUGUGGUUGCAACCGACAGCCUCUCAGACUCACAGGAAAAUGUCUAUGACGAGAAAACAAAACCCUUCUUAAUGAGGAUACUUCAAAGGAGGGCUCGGUAUGCCGACAUCGAUCACAUCCUAUUGGGACCACAAUGCACUGCAGGCUCAGCUUUGCUUCAGCUACGCGCCUUCACAGCCUACAAUGGGUUCUUAAUCCCAGGACUGCUUGUUGUCUUUCUGCUUCUCUGCUAAGGAGCUGGCUAUAUGUCCAUCCACGAGUCUGAGAGGAAGUGAGACGGCCCUCAGACUGAUGGAGACACCAGCCGCUCAUUUUGCUCGAGAAUCGAGGGGAAUGGAUCAGGACUACAAAGAACUUUAAAAAAGUAUAAUAUAUAUAGCUUUAUAGCUAUAGAUAACUUAUUUGUUGUAACCAACCAAGAUGUCUUGGUUUCAAACACUCAAGUUGAGCUGUUUUUUGUUUAUUGUGUCACACAUCUGGCCCUUCAAUGUUCACUUCAUUCAGUAUAUGUGUUUGUGAAUGGUGGAAUCUUCUGGAAGGAUCUUGGGGAUCCAGAGUACUGCUGAGUUUCUUUCUUUACCAGUUAGUAAGGACUUCAGAUAAAUACAUUGACCUUUAGUGCCAGGUCUAAAUUGGUCCCUGAGUGGAUAUACAUGUUUUUAAACAACAUUAGCACGUUCUAAGUUCUCAAAGAUCAUGAUGCCUGUACAUUUUCGUUACAAUCAAUCGCAACAUUUGCUGAUUUUACUGAUUAUUUUGCCAUCUCUUGUUGAAGGUGCUUUUUAGAUAAAUCAGCCAGUGUUGUGUUUGGUAGGAAUGAGAACAGCAGCUUUGUAGGUUUUGAGAAAUAUUGAUUGACAAACCCAUUUUACUUGGUUAUUUCUUGAAUCUGAAUGAUUGCUUGCUUCUACAAAUGUCCAGCUUAUCACAAACAGUUUGAUAUCCGAACUCACAGAGGAUAUCGUAAAAUAAUUGGUUUCUUGUCACCAGAAGCCUUCUUAGUGCAUUGCCAUUCCUCAAAGCAGAUACAAUGGCAGAUACAUAUGCAUGCAACACAUUGUAUUUGAAGAUGCAAGUGACUUUUACGUCCAAAUGCAAUGUGGUUGAUCCUUAUCUGGAAACAACUGGCAUGAAACAGUCAAAUGGGUCUGACAUGUUGAGGGUGCUUUGUCCUCAUUAUGUUCUAAUAUGUUCUUUGUUGUUCUUAAUGUUCACAUCCACCUGGUAGUGCAGGACACAUCAGAGCAGGGGGAGGUAUUGUCCCUCUGUGGCUGAAAAGGUGUUGUAUAUCGCAGUUUAAAUGUAGUUUGGAAUACUCUUAAGAUAAAGUCUACAAGUAGAUUUGAAGAUUCCUCCUCUCUUUUUUUAAUUUAUUUUUUUAGCUUUGGCUAAUAACAGUUUCUACUGUGCCAAUUUCCACCAGCAAGUGUCUUCUCCUUCCUCUUCCUCAAUUACCUUGCAGCAUGUGCUAUUGUGAGGGAGGAACAGAAACAAGCCCUCACAAGAUCUGACAGCAGUGUUCAGGCUGCACAGAGAAGCAUCCCUUCUAUUCUAAAUUACAGGCCUAAUCCACUAGGCAACUGGUGAUUAGCCAUGCAAUGACUCAGUGUGGAGAGAGGAGGAGAGAGGAGGAGAGGGGAGGAAAGGGAAAGAGAGAGGAAGGAAGCAUGAAAUGUACUUUGCAUCAUCCAAACAAAAGAUCUGCCUGGACUCACGUCAGGUUCUACAGAUUUUUUUAAAAGGACACAAACAUAGGAUGAAUUUAAAGGGAACACAAUGUGCACACUGUAGAGAAAAAUAACAAAAGUAUAUGUAUUUCUUUUGGGCACUUUAUGAUUCCUAAUGUCUUUUUUAUGUGUAAAUAUUAUGGUUGUUAGUGUCUUUUGGAGUGAGCCAAAGUGUAUCUAUAAUAACUUAGUUAAUAAUGUUAAAUCUUUGAGGGAGUGAAGGGACAUCUUGCUAGUUACCGUAAGAUUGUAGCAUUAGCUGGUAGCAUCCGCAUGACUGAUUAAAACUAAUAAAUAAUUAGCAGACUACUUGAUAAGAUUAAGCAUGAGCUACACGCCACACAGAAAGAGGUGAAACGAAAUACAGCAUAGGUUGAGAACCAACAUGAAUUGAGGAAUACAUUUAUAUGUAGCAAUUUAUUUCAGAUUAAAAGUUUACUACAUUUCCUUUUGGGCUUUUUACUGAUGCUGUAUAAUUACUAAAAGAAAAAAGGUUUGUUUUCUUUUUACUUGGAAGCAAACAUUCUGAACAAAAUUGAAUUAGUCUAAUGCUUAUCAACACACGUUUGAAAUAUAACACACCAUUUUGAGUAAUUCUACGUAAAUGUUUGCAAGUCAACAACAUUUUAACUAAACAAUACAAUUUGGAGUAAUUUGACUUUUUUUGUGCAAAAGUGGCCUCAUGUUGCCAGUAGCAGUGUUGCAGGGAUAUUAAUACUGUAUUCAUUUUCAAACAAAUCAGCUACAUUCUGUAAAGCAAUAAUCAAAAACAUCCAGUCAUUGCCAUGUUCUAGUUGCACAGUGUUCAUUGCAGUCAAACGUUUGACAAUGUAGGUUAUCUUGUUAUCUUGUUGCAUUCUGUGUGAUGUAUAUAUCAGGACUUUUGUGAUUCCAAAAACUGUUAUCGCUAAAGUCAUUUCUUCCUGCUGUUCAAAGCUUUAAGGAGCCAGGAUUUUUAUGAUUUUAAAACCUUGAAAAUAGCUUGAAGAAUCUGAAGGCAGAAAGAAAAAAUCACUUGUGAAGAUGUGUCAUUUGAACCAUUCAAGUGUUCUCACUAUUACACCAGGAGUUUCAUGUGGUCUCUAAGUAACCUCUUUGAAAAUGAGAAAUAAUUUAAUUAUAAAAUAUUUUCUUCAUAGAUUUCUUUAGAUGGAAUCCUAAUUAUUCCAAUGAAAGUUGCUGUAUCACUAAAAUGUCUGUUGAGAUGUCUCUGGCUUCCACCAAUUGGGUCCCAUACUCAUUUACAGAUAGACUUUGUUAGACCUUCCAAAUGUUUCCCAGAGGCUUUUUUUUCUGAAUGUUUUUGCAUAAAAUCAACAUGAAAAGCAAUCUAAGUAGAAGUCCAAACAUUUCUUUAAAAAUGUUACCUGAGUUAAAUGUCUCUUUAUUUGUAUCCUUUAAGUACAACAGUUCUACUUACAAGAAAGGAAGAGCACUAUUUGUGUCUUUUUCUUUGAGAGUGACAUUGUGUACAUUCCUAGACAUACAUAUCAUAACAUGUCCUCUCUUGGGGAAGAGGUGGAGGAAGAGUGGGAGGAUGAAAGGGUGGAAGCAGAUUCUCUGUUAGGAAAUGGUGGCUACUGGAUCCCAAAAGCAAUCCACCUCCUCCAGUCUGCUCCCGAACGUUCCCGCUCAGAGGCCGUCCCCAACCCAACCCACACGCCAUCUGGUACUCUCUCAUUCAAAGUGUCCCACAUUACCUCCAGUGAAUACAUUUUCAGGUUGAGCGACACCGGUGUGACUUGAAGUGACAUGGGGUUUUGUAACUUCUGUUUCUCAACACCAUUCCGGGUUAAAUGGCCUCUCACAUAUGCGUUGCUGGUCAUUAUAGUGUCAACUCAAUUAGUCUUCAUCCCCAAAUCUUCAAAAACAAAUCUUCCUUUUCUGUGUUGAUGAUCAUUUUAUCUACAGCAUUCACAGCCUUAACUUCUAUAAGCCAUCCGAAAGGCUCCUAAAAUACUAAAAAGGUGAUGUUUGGUUCUGGGAUACUAGAUGAGAAAGUUCCUGACAGGCCUUCUCAUGCUGUCAGGAACGUGUGAAAUGAGCAACCUUUGGAGGCAAUGCUGAUGGAAAACCAAUGUUACAAGGGAAGCUUUUUCCAACAACAUCUUUGUUAAUUAUGACCAUUUCUUUGGUUUAACACAUUGAUCCAUCGUGUAACUUUAUCGGAGCAAAUUAUAACUCAUUGACUUAUUUACAAAGCCAUUUAAGGAUUGCAAAAUCCCAUUUACAAGUAUAAUGUAAUGUUUUUUAAUUGUUAAAUACCAAUCGUCACAUCGCUAGAUGAACCUCAAAAUAUGCUAGCAUAAGCUAAUCUUAGCAAAGCGUUAAGCAGCAAAUGCUCAUCUGCGUUGCUUUCCAUUUGUUGCUCAUGUAUUACUGCCUUGAGGACCUGAGUGUUAUUGAAAGAGACCAAGUGGUGUAACUUUUUUCAUUUCACCGCACUGUCAUUUAAAACACUCGUAAAAAGUGUAUUUGCAGAUUCUUUGGCAAACUGUUAUAGUGUUGAGUAAAUGCACAAUUUGUGUAUUGUUAUUCUAUUCCAACUGUCAAUAAAAUAGUUUAACUCCA
Gymnodraco acuticeps is the source of this 5415-nucleotide messenger RNA. It is a transcript of the gene rims4, whose product is annotated as regulating synaptic membrane exocytosis 4. The coding region runs from base 86 to 832 and encodes 248 amino acids. Gene Ontology annotation, molecular function: transmembrane transporter binding; small GTPase binding. Gene Ontology annotation, biological process: regulation of synaptic plasticity; calcium ion-regulated exocytosis of neurotransmitter; positive regulation of synaptic transmission. Gene Ontology annotation, cellular component: cytoskeleton of presynaptic active zone; presynaptic membrane. Lineage: Eukaryota; Metazoa; Chordata; Actinopteri; Perciformes; Bathydraconidae. The record is from RefSeq and is a predicted model, not a curated record. The transcript is spliced from 5 exons.